AGUCGUCGUCGUCCUCCUCAAAAGAAAAAGCAAUGGCGUGAGUUGAUUUUCACUCACGGGUCAUACGAGAAAACUCGUCUUCUUCGUCUUCUUCUUCUUCUUCUUCUUCUUCUUCUUCCUCUCAAUUGCUCAUCAAAGGAUUCACACUUUCACACGUUUUUCUUGUUCCUCUUUUUAAACCCCACAAACAACAACCCUCAACACGCUAUAAUCUUUUCUUCCAACUCCUCUUUUUUUCUACUUAUUCCCGCGUUAUUUAUAGUAUAGCUCUCUGUUUUGAUCUCACUCUAAUUACCUCAAUUCAGUAUCUGUUGGAAGAAAGAGAGAGAUAUGUCGACGGGGACAUACUUCGGUGAUGACAGCAACAGAGGGGUGAGUAUCAUUGGUGGUCGUUAUGUUCAGUAUAAUGUGUAUGGCAAUCUCUUCGAAGUAUCUAAAAAGUAUGUUCCUCCUCUUCGUCCUAUCGGCAGAGGCGCUUCUGGCAUCGUCUGUGCUGCAUGGAAUUCGGAGACGGGUGAGGAAGUAGCGAUCAAGAAGAUUGGUAAUGCAUUUGGUAACAUCAUCGACGCUAAGAGAACUUUGAGAGAGAUUAAGCUUCUUAAGCAUAUGGAUCAUGACAAUGUCAUUGCCAUUAAAGACAUAAUACGACCACCGCAGCGAGACAACUUCAACGAUGUUCACAUUGUCUUUGAGUUAAUGGACACUGAUCUUCAUCACAUUAUACGCUCAAACCAACCGUUGACCGAUGAUCAUUCACGGUUCUUCUUGUACCAGUUGUUGAGAGGACUCAAGUAUGUGCAUUCAGCCAAUGUAUUGCAUCGUGACUUAAAGCCGAGUAACUUGCUCCUGAAUGCAAAUUGUGACCUCAAGAUUGGGGAUUUUGGACUCGCAAGGACUAAUUCAGAGACAAACUUCAUGACAGAAUAUGUUGUUACACGUUGGUACCGAGCUCCAGAGUUGCUCCUCAAUUGCUCAGAGUACACUGCAGCUAUCGAUAUUUGGUCUGUUGGGUGUAUACUCGGUGAAACUAUGACCAGGGAGCCGUUGUUUCCGGGCAGCGAUUAUAUUCAGCAGCUUAGACUCAUCACUGAGCUUAUAGGUUCACCAGAUGAUUCAAGCCUAGGAUUCUUAAGAAACGAGAACGCUAGGCGAUACGUAAGACAGCUUCCUCAGUAUCCAAGACAAAACUUUGCCGCUAGAUUCCCAAACAUGUCGGUUAAUGCAGUUGAUUUGCUGCAGAAAAUGCUCGUCUUUGACCCAAGCAAACGGAUUACAGUUGACGAAGCUCUGUGCCACCCAUACUUGGCGCCGUUCCAUGACAUGAACGAGGAACCUGUAUGCGGGAGACCGUUCCAUUUCGAUUUCGAGCAACCUUCGUUGACAGAAGAGAAUAUCAAGGAGCUUAUAUAUCGUGAAUCAGUCAAGUUCAACCCUCAAGAUUCUUAGUCCGAGGAAUCUUGAAAUGAAACACAACAACUUUACUUUCUCUGUAUGUUUCAUUAAACUGCUGAUAUAGUGAAGCAUGUAAUGUUUUUUUAAAUUUAAUUUCAGCUCUUAUUACGAAUAAACUACCUUUUUUUCCUCUCUAACA
Molecule: messenger RNA, 1591 nt
Organism: Camelina sativa (false flax)
Lineage: Eukaryota; Viridiplantae; Streptophyta; Magnoliopsida; Brassicales; Brassicaceae
Product: mitogen-activated protein kinase 11
Biological process (GO): protein phosphorylation
Molecular function (GO): ATP binding; MAP kinase activity
Source: RefSeq, a predicted model, not a curated record